This is a messenger RNA of Puma concolor (puma), 1769 nucleotides long. It is a transcript of the gene PGAP2, whose product is annotated as post-GPI attachment to proteins 2. Gene Ontology annotation, cellular component: endoplasmic reticulum membrane; Golgi membrane. Gene Ontology annotation, biological process: GPI anchor biosynthetic process. Lineage: Eukaryota; Metazoa; Chordata; Mammalia; Carnivora; Felidae. The record is from RefSeq and is a predicted model, not a curated record.
GUCUGACAAGAUGUACCAGGUCCCACUGCCACUGGACCGGGAUGGGACCCUGGUCCGCCUCCGCUUCACCCUGGUGGCCCUGGUCACAGUCUGCUGUCCACUUGUCGCCUUCCUCUUCUGCAUCCUCUGGUCCCUGCUCUUCCACUUCAAGGAGACUACGGCCACACACUGUGGGGCCACUCCCUACAGGAUGUUCUCUGCGGCCUCCCAGCCCUUGGAUCCAGAUGGGACUGUGUUCCGGCUCCGCUUCACGGCCAUGAUCUGGUGGGUCAUCACUUUCCCCAUGUUCGGCUUCUUCUUCUGCAUCAUCUGGUCCCUGGUGUUCCACUUUGAGUACACGGUGGCCACUGACUGUGGGGUGCCCAACUACCUGCCUUCGGUGAGCUCGGCCAUUGGUGGGGAGGUGCCCCAGCGCUACGUGUGGCGCUUCUGCAUCGGCCUGCACUCAGCGCCCCGCUUCUUGGUGGCCUUCGCCUACUGGAACCACUACCUCAGCUGCGCGUCCCCGUGUCCUGGCUACCGCCCGCUUUGCCGCCUCAACUUUGGCCUCAACGUCGUCGAGAACCUCGCACUGCUAGUGCUCACUUACGUCUCCUCUUCCGAGGACUUCACCAUCCACGAAAAUGCUUUUAUUGUGUUCAUCGCCUCUUCCCUCAGUCACAUGCUCCUCACCUGCAUUCUCUGGCGGCUGACCAAGAAGCACACAGUAAGUCAGGAGGACCGCAAGUCCUACAACUGGAAACAGCGGCUUUUCGUCAUCAACUUCAUUUCCUUCUUCACGGCACUGGCUGUCUACUUUCGGCACAACAUGUAUUGUGAGGCUGGAGUAUACACCAUCUUCGCCAUCCUGGAGUACACCGUUGUCCUAACCAACAUGGCGUUCCACAUGACAGCCUGGUGGGACUUCGGGAACAAGGAGCUGCUCAUUACCUCCCAGCCUGAGGAAAAGCGAUUCUAAACCCUUUCUCUCCUACUAGAAAGGAGGAGGCGGUCCACUGCCCAGAAACUAGAAACAAGACACCACUCUGGCCUUCCCCACCCUGUGUCCUCUGUGGGCUGUGCUGAAGCUGGGGGAGGGGGAGGAAGGGCAGAAGGGCACAGGACAGGGUUUUAGGUAGCCCUGCUGGCUUCUCUUUUCCCUCACCCCACUUGAAGGCACAGGGACCUUCAAGCAGCAUCACCCUUAUCGGAGAGGCCCCAAGAAGCUGAGCUGUUAGGAGAGCUCCACCAUCUGGUGCUAAAAAAAGUCCUGAGGUUUAUAACCACCAUCGGUUCUUGGCCUUUACAUAGCCACCUCUUGCUGAGGUCAGAGACCACUGAGCAGUGGCUGCUACCUGAAAACCACAGCCAUUUCUCUCCAUGGGGUCAUUCACUUGACUGGUGUAUGUGAUUAUCUCCUGCACAUGCCCAGGCCUGUGCCACAGUCCCUUGCUAAGUUUGCCCAGGUGUUCUAGCUCUGACUUCACCUCCUGUUUAGUGUGUACCCCUUCCCCAUCUAAGCCUUCGUAUGUCCAUGCAGGUGGUUGGGGGUAGGAGGGCUGUAGGAUCUGUAAGGGCUCUGCCAGUGUGUGGUUCUGACACUACCUUGUGGAGGUAGUGUUCUAUACCUGAGGGAUGUCCUGCUCCAGGAAAAGCACUGGCACAGCAUUUGUUCCUUCCCUUCUGAAAUCCAUGGCUCACCGACUCUUCCUCCUUGGCAAAGGUGUAGGGUAGUUAGAGGCAGAUUCCUGCCCCAAAAUGGGCUCUCUGCUGUCUCCCUGUCCUCCCUG